AUGUCCGAGCUCAAGAUGCAGUCCAAUAGCCAGAAUAUCUACGACAACCCCGAGUUCUUCUCGGCAUACAGUACACUAUCACGAUCCCAGCAAGGACUCGCCGCUGCUCCAGAAUGGCCAUCCCUGCGCCACAUGAUUCUCGGUUCCUCCAGCACCACUCUCCCACAAUCCCGAGUCCUCGAUCUAGGUUGUGGCUAUGGCUGGUUUGUCCGCUGGGCCCGCGAAAAUGGAGCCAGCUACAUCCAGGGCAUCGACAUUUCCGAAAAAAUGAUCGAGAAAGCGAAAUCAUUCGACAAAGAUGCAAAACCCGCUUCCACGCCCGAAGUCAGCUACGAGAUACGUGAUCUAGAGACCCUCAUUCUCGACGAAGAGUCCUACGAUUUCGUCUACAGUUCUUUGACUUUCCACUACAUCGAAGAUCUUGCUCGGUUACUCCGGCAGAUCCACUCUUCUUUGAAGAAAGGGAAUAACGGAUCUGGGAAUGGAAAACUAGUCUUUUCGGUGGAGCAUCCGAUCUAUUCCUCACCUGUUCGGCCGGCGGCAGAUUGGAUUGAUGUCAAGGGUGCCGGGGAGGAGGAGGAGGAGGGUAAGGUGUGGCCAUUGAAUUCUUAUAGUGAGGAGGGAUUACGAGUUACGAGUUGGUUGGGCACGGAUGGGGUGAGGAAGUAUCAUCGGACAACGGAGACGUAUGUAUCGUUGUUGUUGGAGAAUGGGUUUGUCUUGACUGGGCUGAAGGAUUGGGCUCCUUCGGAGGAGGAUGUUGCAGCGCAUCCGGAGUGGAGUGUUGAGCGUCACCGGCCGUUCUUCUUACUGCUCGCGGCGGAGGCUCGAUAG
Penicillium subrubescens is the source of this 834-nucleotide messenger RNA. Its product is annotated as class I SAM-dependent methyltransferase. Gene Ontology annotation, molecular function: S-adenosylmethionine-dependent methyltransferase activity. The transcript has a single exon. The record is from RefSeq and is a predicted model, not a curated record. Bases 1 to 834 code for a protein of 277 amino acids. NCBI's taxonomy places the organism in Eukaryota, Fungi, Ascomycota, Eurotiomycetes, Eurotiales, Aspergillaceae.